Messenger RNA from Durusdinium trenchii, 1599 nucleotides. The record is from the annotation of a GenBank genome assembly. Lineage: Eukaryota; Dinophyceae; Suessiales; Symbiodiniaceae.
UCCAUGAGGUGGCCCAAAGCAGAGGAGUGAAACGAGUAGCAUCGCUUUUAGGUUGGAGGCCAUCGCUAGUAGGGUGGAGGCCAUUGCUUUUUGCUAGAUUGGAGGUCAUUGCUAGUAGGUUGGAUCGCUACUUGUAGUAGGUUUGGAGGCCUCGCCGAGUGACAGCGACGUCACUGCGGCGUUUCGCGAAGAAGCCGUGUCGAGAAGAUUCGAGAAGAAGACGAUGUUCAGAGAAAGGCAUCACAUGGUGGAUUGACUGCCAGGGUUCGGACAGACUGCAGGGUUCAAGACGGGUUCAAGGGAGAUUCUUCAAUGACUUGCCUAUAGUCCAAAGUAGUGAAUGGUAAACUGGUAAACAGGAAGGAAUGGAAGCACUUGCAUGGACUCAGACUCAGCUGUCGUAUUUUCCAGGACUUGUACUCCGUCCUGCAAGAUCAAGAUCUUACCUACAUGCCCCCAGAGGUGAAGGGAUGGAUGGAGACCGUGCAGAUGUUGAACUUCUCCGAAGACAUGGAGUUUGAGGAGACUGGCGAAGGAGCUGACAAGGCUCCAAAAGGAAUACAAUGGUUGCCAAGUACUACCAUGGUUGCUUUGCGUUUGCUCAGAAAACAAGAUCCUGUGACCAUUUGGGAGGAUAGCCGUCGGGCUUUUGCGCCUCUCUUCAACUUUGUCCGGAAUUGGAGCUCAAAGGUGCAACCGCACAUCGAGCUCAUCUUCAAAGACGGCUUGAAGCAUUGCCACCGAAGAUGGGUACAACACAAACCAGGCUCCAUUUCUGAAGUGUAUGGCAAGUACAAUGGCCAGAGAGGGGUAGUGUUCAUUGACCCCGACUACACUCGUGGAGGAGAAGCAGAACGGUGCAAAACGCUGAUCGUGGAUCUCUGGAAGCAUUGGCGUUCAGCCACUGUGGUGAUCACGUAUCCCAUAGGUCCUCAGUACGAGAAGAAGGCCAGAGAUUUCAACAUGUCAGUGAGGCGGGCUGACAAAACGCUGGAUCUGAUGACCAUUGAAGCUUACGCAGCGAGGCUCAAGCUCUUUUUCAGCUGCAAUUGAUCCCAGAAAAUGAAGGACUCGAAGGACUGGUGAAAACAUGUUUGAGAAACGUUUGAGUCCGGGCGGAUGUUUUACCGCUGUCAAAUGCUGUCACUCACCGCUUUUUGCUGUUUCAAAACAGUUGAACAGAGUGGGCCUUUGACACUGAGGUCGAAAACAAGGCUUGGCAUGAAGAUUCCAAGGAGGACAGAUGGCGUGGUUACGGAGCGCUCAUCUCACAACCCCCUCAUACCACUGCAGAGCGGACCAAGGCUGCCCUGAAGGUGGUUUGUGACUCCUUGGCGACGAUGCCAGAAGCGGAGCCGAUCCACUUUCGCAUCGAGAAGCUCAGGCUUUAGACCGCGAUGCGAAAGAAGCCAACCAAAAUGCGAAGAAGCCAAGAACACAAGAGAAUCCUGUGGCAGUGAGAUUGGUCUACAAGAAAUUGCCCCUUUGGCACCUUUGGGCUGGACAUUUGCACCAUGACAGGUAUACCUCAGGAGGACAAUCAUGAUUGGCAAAGCAAUCGGGCUCCAAGUUUGGCUCAAACGGAGUUGCAUGUACCAG